AUGCGCUACAAUUCUCAUGUGUGUUUGCGUAGGCAAAGAUAUCAUAAACAAUGGUGUUGGUGGCCCGAGGUCGUCACCUACAACCUGUACUGGUGGUGCGUGUCGGAUGAAUAUGGGAAUUGUCCGCAAUUCAAAGAUGGCAAAGGGUUCCAGCAAUUGUAUGCCCGAAUACAGCAGAACGGUCCGUUUGACCUGAUUGGCUUCCAAGAGUGCGAUGACGUGGGCAAGAUCAUCAGCGGCACAUCGUUGGCCACCAGCUUCGAGUAUUACACACCCACCAAAGGUAACGAUGCCCCGAUGGCUUGGUCGCAUACCAAGUUUCGUGCCAUCGAUGGACCUGGAACGGUGUGGAUAGCGAAGGACAAAUAUGGCAACCGCAACAUGAACUGGGUUCGGCUGCAGGUCAUUGGAAGCAGCUCCAUUAUUUUCUUCGCGAACACGCACGGACCACUGGACCAGUGUGGGGGAUCCCCUGGUGAAACUGUGGCUUCAAAUUACAUCAAUGCGGUCUACAGCCAUAAGCAGCCAAAUGAUAUGGUGGUUUUCACGGGCGACUUCAAUUGUGGUAGCAAUCAGGACACGAUCAAAAAGUUGGCGGAGGCGUUUGAGCUCGACGCCACAGACAGCUCGUACAACGGGGCUGACCACAUAUUCAGCAGUGGGGGCGUCAAGAUCUUGUGGAAGGGCUCGAGUGUUGGGGCGCCUUCGGACCACCAGCUCCUCAAGGCAGUUCUGGAGUCCUCGGCACCGAGUCCCCCGAGCCCCCCGAGCCCUCCAACGGGCUGCCCGGUGCCGCCGGACAAUGGGGGUUGCUGCAUCAGCUGCAGCACCAACCACUAUUGCCCAAGCAACAAGGGUUGCUAUUCCACGGGUGAAAGUGGCUGUGCCGGUGGCUAUUGUCCUGCACCGGCUGUAGAAGAGGUUCUCGUUUGA
Symbiodinium pilosum is the source of this 933-nucleotide messenger RNA. The record is from the annotation of a GenBank genome assembly. NCBI's taxonomy places the organism in Eukaryota, Dinophyceae, Suessiales, Symbiodiniaceae.